Messenger RNA from Ochotona curzoniae (black-lipped pika), 2813 nucleotides. RefSeq names its product ring finger protein 26 (gene RNF26). Bases 572 to 1879 code for a protein of 435 amino acids. Gene Ontology annotation, molecular function: ubiquitin protein ligase activity. The record is from RefSeq and is a predicted model, not a curated record. The transcript has a single exon. Gene Ontology annotation, biological process: ubiquitin-dependent protein catabolic process; protein ubiquitination. Lineage: Eukaryota; Metazoa; Chordata; Mammalia; Lagomorpha; Ochotonidae.
GACGCAAGAUGGCGGCGCCCAGCGAAGUGGAGGCCGCGCCUGGGGUUUGCAGAGGUUGACUCCCUCUCCCACUCUCCCCUUUGGGUGCAAAGCGCCGCGAACGGGAGGACAGGGGCCGGGCGGGGACAGGGGGCACCUGCGUGGCUGGAUUGCGCCCAGCCUGCGCCGCCCCCUCCCGGCCCCGGCCCCGGCCCGGCCCAAUCCCAUCCCAUCCGUUCCCGGUCUCCUUCGCUGACCCGCUGCCCGGCCGUGGUACGCCACACGCGGCCUCCAAGGCUAGGGUGUCUUCUCCAGCCCGGCUCGCCUUCCCUACGGAGAUGCCUGGUGUCUUCCCUCUCAGCCAGCCCGCCCUCCACCCCGGGACUCUUGGACCGACACCUGACACCCUUUCCCUCUCCUGACUCUACUUAGCUGCACCCUCUUCGUCAAGUUCUUGGUUCCCUCUGAGUCAGACUGCUUACCCGCCCUCCACAUCUUUGACCCUCUUCCCCCCUCAAGUGUUAACAACCUUGACAACGUUCUCAAGCCGAGGAGACAGAUUUCUUUCAGGACUAACUUUGCUAGCCCAAUCAUGGAGGCUGUGUACCUGGUGGUGAACGGGGUGGGCCUGGUCCUGGACGUGCUGACAUUGGUGUUGGACCUCAACUUUCUGCUGGUGUCCUCCCUCUUGGCCACCCUGGCCUGGCUCCUGGCCUUCAUCUACAACCUGCCGCACACGGUACUGACCAGCCUUCUGCACUUGGGCCGCGGUGUCCUGCUGUCGCUGUUGGCCUUGUUUGAGACCUUGGUCCGGUUCACCUCUGGGGGUUUACAGGCAUUGUGUACACUGCUCUACAGCUGCUAUUCUGGCUUGGAGAGCCUAAAGCUCUUGGGACACCUGGCCUCUCACGGGGCGCUGCGGAGCCGGGAGUUGCUGCAUCGGGGUGUCCUCAAUGUGGUGUCCAGUGGGCACGCUCUGCUGCGCCAGGCCUGUGAUGUCUGCGCCAUUGCCAUGAGCCUGGUGGCCUAUGUGAUCAACAGUCUGGUCAACAUUUGCCUCAUUGGCACGCAGAACCUCUUCUCCCUGGUGCUGGUCCUGUGGGAUGCAGUCACGGGCCCUUUGUGGAGGAUGACGGAUGUGGUGGCCACCUUCUUGGCCCACAUUUCUAGCAGUGCUGUGGCCAUGGCCAUCCUCCUGUGGACACCCUGUCAGCUAGCGCUGGAGCUUCUGGCCUCAUCCGCCCGCCUCCUGGCCAGCUUUGUGCUUGUCCAUCUUACGGGUCUGGUGUUGCUGGCUUGUGUACUAGCGGUGACCGUGACUGUGUUGCACCCAGACCUCAUUGUGAGGCUGGCCACCCGAGCUCUCGGUCAGCUGCAAGCCCGGCCAUCCUACCACCGGCUCCGGGAGGAUGUUAUGCGGCUCUCUCGCCUGGCACUGGGCUUGGAGGCAUGGCGUCGAGUCUGGAGUCGCAGCCUGCAGCUAGCAAGCUGGCCAAACCGGGCAGGGGCACCUGGAGCCCCCCAUGGUGGCCCCCGUAGGGCGUUGGCCCGGCCCCGAGCACAGGAUCCUCUACCCGAAGCUGGGCUCCAAUUAGAGCCCACAGAGGAGGACUCAGAGGAGGUGAGGAGCGUCAGAGUGACACCCACCUGGGGCCGGGAGCAGCUCAAUGAAGAGGAGCCUACAGCCGGGCAAGACCCCUGGAAGCUGCUAAAGGAACAAGAGGAGCGGAAGAAGUGUGUCAUCUGCCAGGACCAAAGCAAGACGGUGCUGCUGCUGCCCUGCCGGCACCUGUGCCUAUGCCAGGCCUGCACUGAGAUCCUCAUGCGCCACCCUGUCUACCACCGCAAUUGCCCGCUCUGCCGCCGGGGCAUCCUGCAGACCCUCAAUGUCUACCUCUGAAGACUGCCACCUUGCCUGCCCACCCCUCCACUCUCCACGCUCCACACAGGCGUCUGCGCUAGAGCAGCAUCCCCACAUCUCCAGAUCCUCGCCUGAAUUCCUGCUGUCCUCCCCGUGGCUGACUUACCAAGAGCCUCCAAGCCAUACACCAAGAUGGGAGAUGCUCGGCGGUUUGCGAUCUGGGGGCCUUGGUGGGGGGUGGUGGCGCGGGGCUGCAUGGCUUCUUCCCCAGGCAGGACUUUGCCCAGGGUGGUGAGUGCAUCACUAUGCAAGGGCCCUAGGACUGGGCAGUGCAGUGGGCUCUGCACCAGCUUGCCUGGGGCCCACCCAGAUUCCAGCCCCUGUGGCUGCCCAUCUGCCUCUGGGCUUCCUGUUGGGGGUUUGUAGGUCCUUUCCCUGCUUCCUUUCCACCCGUACCCCCAGCUUCUGCAGCCUCGAUCAGUGUCAUUUGGGUGUUUUGGCAACUCACAGGUUCUCGAAUCUGUGUCUGGCCCCAGCCCCAGUACCCUGGGAAGGUUUGGGGGUGGCAUCUCAGGGGCCUUUGGGGCUGUUUGUCCCUAUCAUGAUCCUGUGAGGCUCCCUCCUGACCUGGUGGAAAGGCCUGGCUCGGGAGUUGAGUUGGGAAUUGAGUCCAUGUGUGCGCCUCCUGGCUUUGGGACCACCGCCCUCGGGCACGCCAGCUUUGCUGGGUGCCUCAGGAGGGCUGACCAGAUUUCUACAUUUCUAUUCAUUCCUUGUUCCCCUCUCACUCCCCACGUCGGAGAAGGCUGGCAAUUUGCCUUUGACUGUUCCUCUGCAGUGCUGGGGGUGGUGGGCAGUGGAGGGUGCAGACUGCUUUUCAUUAGGUUCAGACACAUAAACAGCUGUUUCAGAAGCAGCUCCCCGAGGGGUCUGGCCGGCCCAGUUUCCAAUAAAUAAUGUUCUGUUGACAGUU